Messenger RNA from Amphimedon queenslandica, 1528 nucleotides. Its product is annotated as vam6/Vps39-like protein. Gene Ontology annotation, biological process: endosomal vesicle fusion; autophagy; vesicle-mediated transport. The record is from RefSeq and is a predicted model, not a curated record. The transcript is spliced from 13 exons. NCBI's taxonomy places the organism in Eukaryota, Metazoa, Porifera, Demospongiae, Haplosclerida, Niphatidae. The coding region runs from base 28 to 1524 and encodes 498 amino acids. Gene Ontology annotation, cellular component: membrane; cytoplasm.
GAUAGACCGUACGAAGCUAAGCUUGAUAUGACGCUCAAGAAGUUCACGUCGAAACCGAUCAUCAGUUUAUCGGUUAUCCCAGAACAAGACAUGUUCUUAGCACUGACAACUGAUGGUGAGUUUCACUGUGCUAGCCUCGUCACAUAUCAAACUGUAAACAUUGGUAUACCACGUCUUAAGGGAUGUUCCACUUUUGCCGUCGACUGGCACAGGCUAAAAGGUUUCAAUGCUUAUUUAAGAGUUUGUAUUGUCCUUAAGAAAAAGUUACUGAUCUAUACGUACUUUGGCGGUACAUUCACUCAGACUAAUGAUUUGGUUGUCCUUGAAACUCCAAAGAUGGUCUCUUGGUUAGGAGAAGGCAUCAUAUUUUGUAUAAAGAAAGAUCUCUACUACAUGUCUCUUGAUGGUUCUUCCAAAGAGUUAUUUUCAAUCGGUCAGCAUCGUUCUGAGCCAUGUGUGCUCCCAAUAAUGAGAGGAGACAAGCAGGAGAUGCUGGUACUGAACGACGACAAACAGAUUAGUUUAGACACAGAAGCUAAACCUACCCAACCGUCUGCUCUGGUUUGGUCGGAGAACCCAGUCUCCAUAAUACACAUUCAUCCUUAUAUCAUUGGCAUGUUGCCACGAUCCAUUGAAAUACGAGCAUUGGAACAAAAGCUGCUAGUGCAGAGUAUAAAGACGAAUGAGCAGAUCAAAGAUCACGUCAGAUUCAUUGCACACGAUCAAGUGACUUUAGUCGCUAGUCACACUCAGGUGUACAAGUUAGAACCCAAAGCAUACGAGAAGCAGGUCCAACAGUGUGUGCUCACCAAGCAAUUUGAACUAGCACUGGAAAUAUCAGAGCUAAUAAAGGAGACUGAGAGCGAGAGGAAGUUGAGGAGGGAGGAGAUAUUACGUCGUUAUGCUUUUUAUCUUUUCACUCGAUUUGAGUUUGAGAAAUCACUUAAGUUCUAUUUAGAAAUAAAUGAAGAUCCAAUAAAAGUGAUUGCCCUGUAUCCUCAUUUCCUCCCAAGUGAGCACAGGCAGAACCUGUCCCUACCCACUUCCCCACCCACUUUCACCGGAGAAGACUUAAAGAAAGCAACUGAGUUUCUCAUCAAAUAUUUGACACAGUUACGAUAUUUGGAGCAGCAGAACUUGCAGCAGCUGCUGACGAGAAUGGAGAACAAACGGGAGGACUCUCCAAUUGAUAGUGAAUCCAAGAAAAAAAUAGAUGCAAGACUUCAACUGAUUGACACAACACUACUCAAAUGCUAUAUAAAGACUGGUAAUAAUACUUUGAUUGGGUCUUUGGUCCGUUUGCCCGAGAAUCACUUACACCUGGGAGAAAGUGAGAGGGUUUUGAGGAACGACGAAAAGUUUCAAGAAUUAGUUCAACUCUACCAAACUAAAGGACAGCACAAAUUAGCUUUGACCAUGUUACACAGUUUCCACGGAGGUCCAAACUCAUCGCUCUCGGGGGUGUGGCCAACCAUCAGACUAUCUUCAGAACCUCGGCAGCGAGAAUAUAGAGCUUAUACUUAAAUAC